AUGUCGGUGGACGGAAUACUCGACGAAAAUGAGAGAAAAGUCGUCAAUGAAUUUUGUCAUUUAUUGGAAAAAUCGAAGCAACUGUUCAAUGGCUUGAGAGAUCUACCUCAAUAUGGGCACAAACAAUGGCAGUCUUACUUUGGGAGAACAUUUGAUGUUUAUACUAAAUUAUGGAAAUUUCAACAACAGCAUCGGCAAAUAUUAGAUACAAAAUAUGGGUUAAAAAGAUGGCAGAUAGGGGAGGUGGCCAGUAAGAUAGGACAACUUUACUACCAUUAUUAUUUACGUACAAGUGAAACUAACUACUUAAGUGAAUCAUUUUCAUUUUAUUCUGCUAUAAGAAUGAGAGCUUAUUACUCUAAAGCUACCAAAGAAGACAGGCCAGAUUUAAUGGUGAAGAAAUUACGAUAUUAUGCCAGGUUUAUUGUGGUCUGUUUACUCUUAAAAAAGAUGAAAUUAGUUCGAGACUUAGUCAGGGAGCUAGCUAAACAAAUAGAUGACUAUACCAGUACUUAUGAACCUGAAGAUCAGAUGGAAUGGAAUCUAGUUCUGGGUGAAAUAAAAGCAUUUAUAGAGGCUGAUAAUAUAAUUAAUGUGGUAGAUGUUGACUCGACUACUAUAGUAUUAUCACAUAGAUUAACUCCCCUGAAUACACCACCAGCUGAUAAAGGGGCACCUGUUUAUUUAUCUCUACAAGAAAUAUUAAUAGUUGGUAACUGUCACGAACAGGUGAAGUUCAGUGAAUUAACAUUAGAUAUGUUUAGAAUGUUACAAACAUUAGAGAGAGAACCACAAGAAGAUUUAACUACUCAGAUCUAUGAUGUUUCACCAGCUCCUGGUCGACAGUUAUUUGAAAAUGGAGAUCGCACACGAAGAGACAACCCCCAUAAAUACUUAUUAUAUAAGCCUACUUAUGGCCAGUUAAAUACCUUUCUUGCCUCCGCUUUUAAAGAGUUGCCACCAAACGGUGCCAUGUUAUUAUAUAUAUCAGCUGAUGGUUGCCUAGGAAAUGCCAAACACACAGAUGAUGCUGCCUAUGAUUUAGGUGGAGUUGUAACUAACUCUAGAAGAGAAGGGGAAACACCUAGUAAAGGUAAACGCCCUGGUGUUCUUAAAGAAAUGCACAGUUUACAUCCUGGUGAUUUAUAUCCUUACACUCGGAAACCAUUAUUCCUUAUAGUUGAUAGUGAUAACAGUUCAGCAUUCCAGAAUUUCCCUACAUUAUUUGGGCAGCCUCUAGUAUGUCUUCUAUCUCCAGAACAAGUACCUACAACCAUGCAAGAUCAGCAUCAAAAAGGAAAUUUAUUUACAUUAUUUUUACACAGUCCAUUAAUGGCCUUUUGUUAUGUAUGUAAUAUUAUUGAUAUACCUAUUACAUUAUGGGAUAAAUGUCAAACUCAGAUAGACAAGUUUAUGGCAGAGGCUAGUAAAUUAUUUGUUCGAGCCAGAAAACUAGAUCAUUCCUACAUGCAGUUUUUUGGUGAUGAUUUUUUGAGAUUACUAUUAUUACGUUUUGUAUUUUGUUAUAUUGUUUUGAUUUUACAUCGCGGCUUUAAGGGACCAAGUUAUUAUCCAGUGUCACACCCUUCGUUACCUACUGAUGAAAUCCUAGAGCAUCCUAGUUUAUAUAAGAUAGUCUUAGAUCUAGCCAGUAUUCUAGAGGUUAGAGGAUUAUUUGCUGAACCUGGAGAAGGAGAUAUUAUCGCUUAA
Molecule: messenger RNA, 1710 nt
Organism: Lottia gigantea (owl limpet)
Lineage: Eukaryota; Metazoa; Mollusca; Gastropoda; Lottiidae
Exons: 15
Coding region: 1-1710 (569 amino acids)
Biological process (GO): DNA-templated transcription
Cellular component (GO): nucleus
Molecular function (GO): transcription corepressor activity
Source: RefSeq, a predicted model, not a curated record